Molecule: messenger RNA, 1065 nt
Organism: Nerophis ophidion (straightnose pipefish)
Lineage: Eukaryota; Metazoa; Chordata; Actinopteri; Syngnathiformes; Syngnathidae
Gene: hsd17b10
Product: hydroxysteroid (17-beta) dehydrogenase 10
Exons: 6
Coding region: 87-869 (260 amino acids)
Biological process (GO): fatty acid metabolic process; estrogen metabolic process; androgen metabolic process
Cellular component (GO): mitochondrion
Molecular function (GO): estradiol 17-beta-dehydrogenase [NAD(P)+] activity
Source: RefSeq, a predicted model, not a curated record
GGACGUACGAGUUUACGUUUGGUGAUGCAUCUGUCAAAUACACGAUCUUUGGUCGGGCGUGACGUCACGUCUGCAUCAAAUCCAAGAUGGCGAACAUUCGGUGUGUCAAGGGUAUGGUUGGUCUAGUGACCGGUGGGGCCUCAGGUCUGGGACGGGCCACAGUGGAGCGUCUGGUGCAGAGCGGAGCAUCGGCUGUCAUUCUGGACCUGCCAUCCUCUGAUGGCAAAGCUCUGGCUGCCAGUCUGGGAGACCGAUGUGCCUUCGCCCCAGCAGAUGUGACAUCAGAGGCAGAUGUGCAGUCGGCUGUGAACUUGGCGAGAGAGAAGUUUGGCAAAUUGGACCUAGCUGUUAACUGUGCUGGUAUCGCCGUGGCGGUCAAAACCUACAACUUUAAGAAGGACAUCCCUCAUAGCCUGGAAGACUUUCAGCGUGUCAUCAAUGUGAAUAUUGCUGGAACUUUCAACGUCAUCCGCCUGGCUGUGGGAGCGAUGGGCAAAAACGAGACAGACACAGACGGACACAGAGGGUGCAUCAUCAACACCGCCAGUGUAGCAGCUUUUGAUGGACAGGUUGGACAAGCAGCGUAUUCGGCUUCUAAAGGUGGCAUUGUUGGAAUGACCCUUCCCAUUGCAAGGGAUCUGGCCCCUAUGGGCAUAAGGGUCAUCACCAUAGCACCUGGUUUGUUCUCCACUCCCCUCCUGGCGGGGCUUCCAGAGAAAGUGCGUUCCUUUCUUGCCCGCCAAGUGCCCUUCCCUUCACGUCUGGGUGACCCUGCUGAGUUUGCCCACCUAGUGACGUCGUUGGCCGAGAAUCCUAUGAUCAAUGGAGAGGUCAUUAGGCUCGACGGAGCUAUUCGCAUGCAACCUUGAGUGUCUGUGUUUGUGGAUGUGUGCAUGUGUAACAAUGGACAAUGUAUGUACAUUCUAAAAAGCUGCACUAUAUCAUCUCUGAAUGUGACUAUAAGAUAAUUGUAAAAAGUUAUGCAUUAUUCAGUACAUAGCUGUACUUUUUACUCUGGUUGUUUUGUAAACAAACACACUUUCAAAUAAACAUGUAAUGACUACA